AUGGCCGAACGCCUCAACCCCAACAUGCUCUUCGCCAACUUCAACCAGGACUUUACAUGCAUCUCCGUCGGUACUCGGAAAGGGUACAGCAUCACGAAUUGCGAUCCCUUCGGACGGGUGUAUACCAUGAAUGAUGGAGCACGCGGUAUUGUGGAAAUGUUGUUCUGCACAUCGUUGCUCGCGUUGGUCGGCGCCGCGGACCAUCCCCAUCUGAGUCCGCGCAAGUUGCAGAUUGUGAAUACCAAGCGGCAAUCCAUGAUCUGCGAACUCCUCUUCCCCUCCUCUAUCCUCGCCGUCAAGAUGAACCGCAAGACGCUUGUGAUCGUGCUCGAAGUCGAAAUAUACAUCUACGAUAUCUCAAACAUGAAGCUCCUGCACGUCAUCGAGACGACUCCGAACCCUAACGCAAUCGUCGCCCUCUCUCCCUCUGCCGACAACUCUUAUCUCGCAUACCCUUCACCCGUUCCCUCACCCACGCUCGCUCAGACCUCCGCCACACAGCAACCCACACCCGCUACGCCGGCACCAUCGACCGGAGACGUUCUCCUCUUCUCCACACGCUCUCUGACGGUCGCGAACGUCAUCCAAGCACACAAAUCCCCCAUAUCCUUCCUCUCUGUGAACUCUACAGGCACGAUGCUCGCCACCGCGUCCGACAAGGGAACAGUCAUCCGCGUUUGGAGCAUCCCCGGUUCGGAGAAGCUCUACCAGUUCCGACGCGGGACGCGUGAAGCGCGCAUCUACUCGCUCAACUUCAAUCUCGUAUCGACGCUUCUUGUCGUCAGCUCCGCGCACGACACAGUACAUAUAUUCAAGCUCGGGCAAGGGCGGGGUGGUACCUCGGUCAGCAGCUCGCAGUCACCAUCCAGUCCAUCAGGUUCGAUAGACAGCCGGGAGGGCUCGCAAGGAUUGGACGGGGGAUAUGACGCGUACGUUGACAAGAAGAAGGGGAACAGUGUUUCGUCCACAUUGCGCCGGAAAUCCCUCCAUCUCACGAAGAACCUCACUUCGUCAGUAGGCGGCUAUCUUCCGAACACGCUCACGGAGAUGUGGGAGCCCUCGCGAGACUUCGCUUUUCUGAGGUUACCAACAAGCGGCGCGCGGUGCAUCGCGGCCCUCAGCGGUACGAUGCCGCAGGUCAUGGUGAUCUCUUCGGAGGGGUACUUCUACUCCUACAACAUCGACUUGGAGAACGGCGGCGAGUGUUCGCUCAUGAAGCAGUAUAGCUUGCUUGACUCCAAUGACGAGAAGAACGACUGA
Trametes versicolor FP-101664 SS1 is the source of this 1260-nucleotide messenger RNA. Its product is annotated as WD40 repeat-like protein. The record is from RefSeq and is a predicted model, not a curated record. Lineage: Eukaryota; Fungi; Basidiomycota; Agaricomycetes; Polyporales; Polyporaceae. The coding region runs from base 1 to 1260 and encodes 419 amino acids. Gene Ontology annotation, molecular function: phosphatidylinositol-3-phosphate binding; phosphatidylinositol-3,5-bisphosphate binding; protein binding. Gene Ontology annotation, biological process: protein lipidation; autophagy of mitochondrion; protein localization to phagophore assembly site. The transcript is spliced from 8 exons. Gene Ontology annotation, cellular component: extrinsic component of membrane; fungal-type vacuole membrane; cytosol.